Equus quagga is the source of this 1129-nucleotide messenger RNA. It is a transcript of the gene RPS8, whose product is annotated as ribosomal protein S8. Gene Ontology annotation, biological process: maturation of SSU-rRNA from tricistronic rRNA transcript (SSU-rRNA, 5.8S rRNA, LSU-rRNA); translation. NCBI's taxonomy places the organism in Eukaryota, Metazoa, Chordata, Mammalia, Perissodactyla, Equidae. The transcript has 6 exons. Gene Ontology annotation, cellular component: cytosolic small ribosomal subunit; ribosome. Gene Ontology annotation, molecular function: structural constituent of ribosome. The record is from RefSeq and is a predicted model, not a curated record. The coding region runs from base 67 to 693 and encodes 208 amino acids.
CGGGACGGCCGUUUACAAACCCGGCCGUGACGCGCUGCGUUUUCUCUUUCCAGCCGGCGCCGAGCGAUGGGCAUCUCUCGGGACAACUGGCACAAGCGCCGCAAGACCGGGGGCAAGAGAAAGCCCUACCACAAGAAGCGGAAGUAUGAGCUGGGCCGGCCCGCGGCCAACACGAAGAUUGGCCCCCGCCGCAUACACACAGUCCGCGUGCGGGGAGGCAACAAGAAGUACCGGGCCUUGAGGUUGGACGUGGGGAACUUCUCCUGGGGCUCCGAGUGUUGUACACGCAAAACAAGGAUUAUUGAUGUUGUCUACAAUGCAUCCAACAAUGAAUUGGUCCGCACCAAGACCCUGGUGAAGAACUGCAUCGUGCUCGUUGACAGCACACCGUACCGACAGUGGUACGAGUCCCACUACGCACUGCCCCUGGGCCGCAAGAAGGGGGCCAAGCUGACUCCUGAGGAGGAAGAAAUUUUAAAUAAAAAACGCUCAAAGAAAAUUCAGAAGAAAUACGAUGAAAGGAAAAAGAAUGCUAAAAUCAGCAGUCUUCUGGAGGAACAGUUCCAGCAGGGCAAACUUCUCGCAUGUAUCGCUUCCAGACCAGGCCAGUGUGGCCGAGCAGACGGCUAUGUGCUAGAGGGCAAGGAGCUGGAGUUCUAUCUGAGGAAAAUCAAGGCCCGGAAAGGCAAAUAAGUCCCUCUGGUCCUAGCUCACGUAAUAAAGGGGUUUGUUGUUCUCUGUCCUGUGUUAAUGUCGUCUGAACGUUCGCUCGGCACACUGGAGUCCCCAACUCCCUCUCCCUGAAGGCCAGGCCUGUAGUGUGUUUCUGUAGCAGGGGGAACAUUUCUCACCCUAAGAGCUGGUUUUCAGGCCGAGCAGAGACUGCAUGAAGGAGGUAUCCCAGAAGUGGGGCCCCCAGCAACACUGGGCUGUUGGCUGGACCAUGAUUGGAACCUGAAGCCACACUGCCUCUGUGAAGGUGGCUCUUUUAGAGAUCCUGUACCCUUAUGCAGACCUUGGUUCUAAGGGUUUGGUUCAGUUUUUAGCCUGGGUUCGUGGAUGGUCUGCAAACGUUGGAAUUGGGUUCCUGCAUUGUUGAGAGCAAGUUAAAUACAUGUUUACAUAGCCA